This is a messenger RNA of Esox lucius (northern pike), 4063 nucleotides long. RefSeq names its product leucine rich repeat and fibronectin type III domain containing 5a (gene lrfn5a). The coding region runs from base 992 to 3367 and encodes 791 amino acids. NCBI's taxonomy places the organism in Eukaryota, Metazoa, Chordata, Actinopteri, Esociformes, Esocidae. The record is from RefSeq and is a predicted model, not a curated record. Gene Ontology annotation, molecular function: protein binding. The transcript has 3 exons.
UCCCAUGGUGACACGCUGAAUCAAGGAGAGCGAACGAACGUGAGUCUGAGCCAAUCGUUGUUGACUUCAAUUUUUUCCAAUCGAAAUGAGAGAGAAAAUACAAUCUCCCAGUACCUUCUGCCAAAGCUCUUAGUUCAGUAAAACUGAUCACUGGGAAGAAGCUAAACAAUGGCAGUGAGGGAAAAACGUGAAUUGUGCAGUGUUAUCGACUUUUCUUCUUUUUGGUCAAGUUAUUAACCGAAACACAAUUGAGCAGCAUUUAUUUGGAUAACAACGCGCUUUUGUCGGGCUGAAUAACUGAGUAUAAACUGGAUAAUAAUCUAGAGAAGUGACGGAAAGAGCGAGCCUUUUGAUUACUUGGAUGGAGGGUAAACAAUUUUGUAGGCUCUCACUCACUGUGGAUUAACUCAGCGCGGAGGCAGAGCUGGGAAAGUGCACGUAAGGUGCAGCGGUGCAAAGGUCUCCCUGCUGAGAUUUGAUCUGAGUUCCCUAUAGCAGCCACUUUAUCGCACUCGGCUGCAGAGACGUGUGCUCAGCUAAAUUGAGCAAGCCGGUGUUACUGCAGAGAAAAGCCUAUACUGUUGUGAGGCACGUCGACGAGCGGCAGGAGAAUGGCAAGGUCUUCGGCGAGUCUGUGGGGAAAGCAAACGCCCGUUUUUCAGAAAAGGAUUUUAUCAAAAUGCGUUGAAAUUUGACUGUCUUCGUGUGGGUUUUCUUGGAUAUUUAUUUAAAACUGUGAAGAAAAGAAUCACAAGUGGAUUGGAUUUUGAGGGGCACAAAGCGAUGGCAUAUGAAAGGAUGGGCUGUGCGGAGUUGUGCGCUAUAAUAUCCAGCGCACCUUGUAUCUAUAAAAUUUAACCAAAAUCCAAUGGGGCCAAACCUAAUAGGAACAUGGGAAAAUAUGAAAUGUGAGAACAAUCUAUUCCCCUGACCCUCGGUGCUCAGAGCUGGGCUCACGUUCCUUCUUCAAGGUUUUUGAAUCUGACUUACAAUGGAAAAACUGCUUGUCUGUCUGUUGGUUUUCGGAAUGGCAGUGAAGGCCCAGAUCUGUCCAAAGCGCUGCGUCUGUCAAAUUCUGUCUCCUAACCUAGCAACCCUAUGUGCCAAAAAAGGACUUCUCUUCGUCCCACCGAACAUUGACCGGCACACCGUGGAGCUGCGGCUGGCCGACAACUUCGUCACCAGCAUCAAGAGGAAAGACUUCGCCAACAUGACCAGGUUGCAGGAUCUCACCCUGUCAAGGAAUACCAUUAGCUUCAUCACGCCGCACGCAUUUGCUGACCUGGAAAACCUCCGUGCCUUGCACGUGAACAGCAAUCGUCUGACCCGGAUAGCCAAUGAAACCUUCAGUGGCAUGUCCAAACUGCACCACCUGAUCCUGAACAACAACCAGCUGACACUGAUCCACCUCGGGGCUUUUAAUGACCUGCUGGCUCUGGAGGAGCUGGACCUAUCCUACAACAACCUGGAAUCCAUCCCCUGGGAGGCUAUCCAGAGGAUGACCAGCCUUCACACCCUCAGCCUGGACCACAACAUGAUUGAGUACAUUCCUGAGGGGACAUUUUCUCUACUCCAAAAGCUCAACCGCUUGGACGUAACCUCGAACAAGCUGCAGAAGCUGCCCCCGGAUCCUCUGUUCCAGCGGGCACAGGUUUUGGCCACCUCUGGAAUCAUGAAUCCUUCCUCAUUUGCACUUAGCUUCGGUGGAAACCCACUGCACUGUAACUGUGAGCUGCUGUGGCUAAGGCGACUGAGUCGAGAGGAUGAUCUGGAGACGUGCGCCUCACCGCAGCACCUUUCUGGACGGUACUUCUGGUCCAUCCCGGAGGAGGAGUUCCUAUGUGAACCUCCUCUCAUCACCCGAUACUCUCAUGAGAUGCGGGUGCUGGAGGGCCAGAGGAUUUCCCUGAGGUGCAAGGCCAGGGGGGACCCUGAGCCUGCCAUACACUGGAUCUCUCCGGAGGGGAAGCUGGUGUCAAACUCCUCCCGAACGCUGGUCUACGCCAACGGCACCCUGGACAUUCUGAUCACUACUGUGAAGGACACUGGGUCUUUCACAUGCAUCUCAUCCAACCCAGCAGGUGAGGCGCAUCAGACUAUGGAGCUGCAGAUCAUCAAACUCCCACACGUCCCUAACAGCACCAACAACAUCCAGGAGCCUGAUCCCGGCUCAUCGGACAUCUCCACAUCCACCAGGGCUGGGGCCAACGGCAGCAACCACACUGGGGACACCAAAACCAGUCCUGAUAAGAGGGUGGUGAUUGCUGAGGCCACAUCCUCCACAGCACUUAUCAAGUUCAACUUCCAGAGGAAUAUACCUGGGAUUCGCAUGUUCCAGAUUCAGUACAAUGGCAGUUAUGAUGACUCUCUUGUUUACAGAAUGAUUCCCCCUACAAGCAAAAACUUCCUAGUGAACAACCUGGCUGCUGGGACAUCCUAUGACCUGUGUGUUCUGGCCAUCUAUGACGACGGAAUCACCUCCCUCACAGCCACCCGUGUGGUGGGCUGUGUCCAGUUUACCACAGAGUCAGAGUACUUGCGCUGUCACUUCAUGCAGUCCCAGUUUUUGGGAGGCACCAUGAUCAUCAUCAUCGGCGGCAUCAUUGUGGCCUCUGUCCUCGUCUUCAUCAUCAUCCUCAUGAUUCGCUACAAGGUCUGCAACACCAGUGACUCUGGCAAAGGAACUCUAGUCACCAACGUCCACUCGCAGACCAAUGGGGCACAGUCUCAGGGGUGCACCGUCACACCUUCUGUGUCGAAACAUGCUAUGGGAGGACAGGACGGAGCGGGUGGAGAAUGUCUGAAGGCGGCUGGUCAUCUGCCAGAUACACUAACACACUCGUCGGAGACCUCUCUCCCAGACUGCUCCACUGCUACAUCCCUGGAUAGCCAGAGCCGGAAUACUCCUGGCUCCUCAGGGACCCUGAAGCCAAAGCGGAAGCCUGCGCCAAAGCCAUCUGCUGCUGCUGCCGUCCCUGAGCCCAAGAUAGAGGCCCUUCCGAAUGCUGAGACCCAGAACACCAACCUUAACAAUUCCACAACUCUGCAGCAGCCCCCUGCUCCUGUAUAUCGAACCCACCUAACCUCCUCACACGUCAAGGACACCCCCAUAUUGAGACGUGUGCACCGCAGAUCCUCCUCCAAGUACCUGACCUUACCGGUGGAAGGGAUGAGGUCCAAACGUAGGUAUUCACUAAACGAGGACUCGUCCAAACACCACUACUGCUACAUUGGGGCCACAAAACUUGGGAAUAUGUGGUCUAAGCGUAGUGUGUCUAUGAAUGGGAUGCUACUUCAACAGGAAGAUAUGGACAGUGGCAAGGCUACAUUUUCCAGUUCAGAGUGGAUUCUAGAAAGCACUGUGUGAGCGUUCCGUUUGUAUGUACGUCUGUGAUUGAAUGUGUGUAAGAGUGGGGAAAUCUUUUUGAACCAUUUUUCCCUCAUACAUUUUUUCUCUACGGGUUUCAGUUUACAUAAUUUUUUUCAUUCUUUAAACCAACAGUUCAAAGGAUGCUUGCCUUGUAGGAAACAGAAUUGCAUCCAUGUUGUUCUCCAGUGGGUUGAAUCUCCAUCAGGGAUCAGAGUUCAUGUCGGCAGCAAUCCAUGCACUGUUUUCAUACCCAUACAAAAAUUUAAUUAAAAAGGAAGAGAAUACUAACACGUCUGACCACUUCCAUAGUAAAUACACUUAUUGUUAUUGUUGUGGCAAGAGAACAGCAUUGGUGCCUUCCUCUGCAUAACAGUUGUCCUCCUGCCAAGAGCACCAUCAGGUAUUCAGCUGUACCUGAGAGGGGAUGUGGGAUCAAGAGGAACAAGAGAAAUUUCACAAAAAGCCUUUAUACUACAAGGAAAUAACAUUUCCAGCAUAGAGAGACAAUGCAAGAAACAACUUUUAAAGGCUUGUUUCUGAACCUCUUAAAUUGAUAUUUUUUAAAAGAAAAUACAAGCUUUCUUUUCAUUAACAUUGAAAUUGCCUUUAUUUUAAGGCAGAAAAAAGUCCUGUACAGAGAAACAACAUCUGCUGUGUUAUGUUGUGUAAAAUUAAAACAAUUAAAUAAGUAUA